Messenger RNA from Syngnathus typhle (broad-nosed pipefish), 2444 nucleotides. RefSeq names its product inositol 1,3,4,5,6-pentakisphosphate 2-kinase (gene ippk). Bases 139 to 1593 code for a protein of 484 amino acids. The transcript is spliced from 14 exons. NCBI's taxonomy places the organism in Eukaryota, Metazoa, Chordata, Actinopteri, Syngnathiformes, Syngnathidae. Gene Ontology annotation, molecular function: inositol-1,3,4,5,6-pentakisphosphate 2-kinase activity; ATP binding. Gene Ontology annotation, biological process: inositol phosphate biosynthetic process. Gene Ontology annotation, cellular component: nucleus. The record is from RefSeq and is a predicted model, not a curated record.
GAGGCGCUAGCCGGCAGGUUGUGGCAGAAGUCAGUGUGUCAAUGCACUGCUAACUAACUGUCCGACUCACAACUAGUUGGAGGACUUCGAAGCGGCCGUCUCGCUAGAGUCGAAACUCACCCGGCGCCGCCGAAGGCGAUGGAGCUGGACAAAAUGGACGAAAACGACUGGCGCUACCACGGCGAGGGCAACAAAAGCCUGGUUGUGUCCCACGUACAGCUGUCCAAAGUUCUUCGCCUGCUCAAAUAUCCCGCCGAGGACUCUGAAAACCCGCCACAGACGGCAGAGCAGGCCUUCAGGCAGAUCCAAAACAUCGUGGACUUCAGCUCCAACGUGAUGAGCUGCCUGCUGGGCGACAAGUUCAUCCACAGCGGAGAAGUGGUCAAGCUGCCGCUGGAGUUUGUGCGGCAGCUCUCCAUCAAAGUUCAACAUCAACGACCCGCAUGGCGCCGCGACAAAGUGAUGGACAUCUACAGUGGCUGCGCGCUGUGCUUGCCCAACCUGACGUGGCCCGGCCUCCUGCAGCACACGCACAUGCCGCCGCUCUGCGUGGAAAUCAAGCCCAAGUGCGGCUUCCUGCCGUCCGCCAAGCACAUCAGCCGAGACAUCAAGAACAAAGUGUGUCGCUUCUGCAUGCACCAACACUACAAGGUGGCCAGCGGGCGCUGGAAGAGACGCAGCCUCUACUGCCCGCUCGACUUGUUCUCGGGGAGCAGAGCCAGGAUGCACUUUGCUGUCCGCCAGCUCAUCGAAGAACCUCAGAACAACUUCAAAAUCUUCAAGGGGGGUCAGUGCAUAUACGCCAGCAAAGAGUGCACCGGCGGCGAGGACUCGUCAGACCUCAACUCUCUGCUCUACCACCUGCGGCCUUACUUCCUGUACGCCAACUGCAUCCACGUGAGCGGCAAAGCCGUCCUCAGCGACUUCAUCCAGGUGCUGGUCAACGCCCUACUCAGCGGCGGCGGCGGCGUGGCAGAGCGACGGCAGGAGGGACGGACUUUCUGCGACGCCAGUCUUUUCAACAAGGAGCGACAGCGAUACGGCUCUCAAGGUUUGCCCAGCGAAAGCGUUCUGUCCCGCAUCCUGCGCACGCAAAUGCUGGACAACUUGAACAUCGAAGGCCUUUACCCGCUCUACCGGCGAGUGGAACAACACCUGCGUGACUUCCCCAAGGAGAGGACCAGCCUCCAGGUGGACGGUCCGUACAACGAGGCCUUCCUGGAGCGUCUCCAGAAGUGUCCCGCGGAGGAUGACGGCUCGCUGAACUUUGCUGUGUCAAAGGUGCAUCAGUACCGCGUCGCCAUGACGGCCAAGGACUGCUCCAUCAUGGUCGCCCUCGUGCCCAGCGCCACCAGUGACCAGGAUGACGACGACCAGGACACCUUGUGUGCCGCUCAGCGUCGCCUGCAGGACUUUCUGUCGUCCCGAACGCCCGCCUUCUCCUACUCGGUGUCCAUGCUGGACCUCGACCCCAAGCCACUGGACAGCAUCCCCCUGCAGCUGAGUCUGGACCACAAGAUUGUGCAGUGCUACGCCAGAACACUGGCCGCCUCUGAGCGCGACGACCGCACGUUGCACUUCAGGCCCGUGUGAGUGGGCACCGACCGCCGCUUCCCGGGAAUUCCUCUGGCGUAAGUUUCGACUCCCUGAACGGAUUCCCAAGGACCUUGAGUUUAGGCAUCGCCGUGGCAACGCUGCUUUCCUGGAUCGUGCCAAGACAGCCUUGGAGGCUGGUCGUGAUGUCAUUUGCUGAAUGUAUUGCCAAGGCGCCGAGGACCUGAGCUGGAACGCAUUUUUACCUGAGCUCAUGUGACCCCGCGUGUGCCCCCUUUCAAACGAUCCUUAUGUUUCUGAGCCCAAGAUUGUGAACAAAAGCAUGACGUUGUUAUGAGCAGCUUUGACGCACGAGGUCGCAGUCCGGAACGUUGCGCUCCUGAGAUUGCUACAUUGAAGUUCAUAUUCACACAAAAAGCGCCACACUGGGAUGAUAGGUUGACUUUUACACGCGGCGUGGAAAGGGAUACGUGCGAUGUCACUUCCUGUCGGCAUCUUUGCUCGUGGUGCCAUCUGCACGUGGGUAUUUUUCCGACGCGAUCUACUCUGGACUGUCAGGAUGAGUUUUGCGUCCAUUGUGGGAGGGGCUGCGCCACCUACAGUAUGCAUGAAUGGAUCAGAGAAAAAGAAAAGACCCCAAAUAAAGUGUAAGGAUCAUGGUUUUAAAAAAAGAAAAAAGAAAAAAAAAGAUUUAUAGACUUUGGAGGAAUUUUUAAAAUGGUGGCGUGCGUGCAAACAUUUGGUGGGGGUACAAAACUAUUUGUGAAAAGAAAGACUGCUUGUUCUGCCAUUUUGUAUGUAAAUUAUUUAUUUUUGUAGAUUUUGACCAAGGAGCUCUGCUGUCACGUUCACAAUUUAGACUGGAGCAAAGUAAAACACUUUGAAACACA